Messenger RNA from Drosophila innubila, 2428 nucleotides. RefSeq names its product zinc transporter 2 (gene ZnT41F). NCBI's taxonomy places the organism in Eukaryota, Metazoa, Arthropoda, Insecta, Diptera, Drosophilidae. Gene Ontology annotation, biological process: zinc ion transmembrane transport; response to zinc ion. The record is from RefSeq and is a predicted model, not a curated record. Bases 659 to 2173 code for a protein of 504 amino acids. Gene Ontology annotation, molecular function: zinc ion transmembrane transporter activity. The transcript is spliced from 10 exons. Gene Ontology annotation, cellular component: plasma membrane.
AACUUGAAGCGUCGCUGGCGACGAGCGCGUUUGCAACGGUAACGAAAGCACAACAACAACAAAAUAAGUGUGCUAAUGAUCGUGACAAUAUAUGUACGAAUAUAUAACAGAUAAUAAAAUAUAUCGCAAUUUUGCGUUUCAAUAUUUGUCAAGUAUAACAAUGCGAAAACUCAGACGUAUAUAAAAAACAAAAGCAUAAUACCCUGUGAAUUCUAGCAACCGGAUACAACCUCAAAAACAAAGUAAACACACAACUCAAGCGAAAACUACUUAAAAACAAAGUAAGCAAAACAAAUUUGAAUAAGAAAACAAACACACAAAUUAAUUUGAAACGAUUUUCGAAUAUCACGCAGAGAGACACGAGACUGGAUUUGAUAAAGCAACAAUUUCUAGUUAACUUGAAUACACAGUUCGUUACACAAAUGUCUCAGGCUAAGAAUUAAGCAUAAUGAUGACGAUGAUGACGUUAAUGAUGAUGAGAACGAUGAUGACAAUGACACGCGUACACUAAUUAUGAUAAAUGCAUCAGAAGGGCAAAAACCGAAGCUCAAAUUCUCAAAACACAAAUACAGAUACACACACAGAUACACACACACAGAUACACACACAAAGAACUUUCGCAGAAGGAAUUUAAACAAAAGCGAAAAAUAGCAAAACAAUGUCAAAAUAUCAAAAACUUGACAGCGCUUUAGCAGCCACAAUGCAUGAUGAUGAUUAUGAUGAGAGUUUUUCACUUUACUUGGAUGAUAAUCAGCAACAACAACUAGAGCAACAACAGCAACACAACAACAACAACAGCGAUCACAUAAGACUGAAUAUUGUGGGUUCAAAUCGCAGUGCACACAAGCCAAAUGGUCACCAUAAAUACAACAAUUUAAGCAACAAUAACAUUGACUUUAAUUCGACAAGAACAACAGCAACAGCAACAACAACAACAACAAGGGGAGACGCCUUGGAACUGGAUGAACAUACGUGGGAGGUGCCCCUUUUACGCAGCAGCAGCAGCAACAACAGUUGCAACAAUUUGCACUUGGAACAUGAAGCAACAGCAGCUGCUGGCGGGGAUGGGGGUGGGAAUGGGAGUGGGGACAGGGAAUGGACGAGGAGGGGUUGUCGCAGUUCACAGCCCGGCUUUGGAGCGAACCUUAAAAGCAAAUCGGCGCAGGAAGCGAAAUUUAAAAUUCUGCUUGCAAUUUCGCUCUGUUGCAUAUUCAUGAUCAUUGAAUUCCUUGGCGGUUAUAUGGCCGGAAGCCUCGCCAUUAUGGCAGAUGCCGCACAUUUAGCAUCUGAUUGCAUUAGCUUCGUCAUCGGUCUGGUUGCAAUAUGGUUGGGCACUCGACCGCCGGACUCACGCAUGUCCUUUGGUUACAAACGCUUUGAGGUUCUGGGUGCCUUGGUCUCAAUUCUGGGCAUUUGGCUGCUUACUGCAAUGCUUGUUGUUGUUGCCAUCGAACGCAUCUAUUCACAGCAAUUUGAACUGGAUGUUAAUGUUAUGAUGUGCAUAUCGGCCAUUGGCAUUGGCAUAAAUAUUAUCAUGAUGUUCGUAUUGCAUGGCUCCUGGUUUAUGGGAGGCAGUGGCCAUGGACACAGUCACAGUCACAGUCACAGUCACAGUCAUGGAUAUGGACAUGGACAUGGGCAUGACCACGCCCAGGGAAAUGAGGAAGGCCAUAAUGUUGUUAUAGCCAAUGGCUUAAAGCCAAGUCAACACAAUGGUACAACGGAACGUAAUUUAAAUCUGCGCGCUGCAAUGAUUCAUGUUAUUGGCGAUCUGGUUCAGAGCAUUGGCGUCUUUUUGGCGUCCGUCUUAAUCAAAUUUUAUCCGAGUGCCAAGUAUGCGGAUCCACUUUGUACGCUGCUCUUCUCCGUAAUUGUGGUUAUGACAACGGUGCAGCUGUUUCGAGAAUCCAUUUCCAUUUUGCUGGACGCGGUGCCACAUCAUGUCUGCCUCAAGACACUGCAACACGAGCUGGCCAGCAUAACGGGUGUCAAAUCGGUGCAUCAUCUGAAUGUCUGGCAGCAUACGAGUGAGCAUAGUGUGCUUAUGGCACACUUAGUUGUUGACCUGCUGUGCGACUCGGAUACGGUGCUUGAGUUGGCAACGCAAUUGACCUGCGGCAGUAAAUACAACAUCAAACAUGCGACUAUACAAAUCGAACGUUUGACUGAGUAAUUCAAUUAUGAAAUUAGCAAAUAGCUUAAUUAAGUUUUAUACCUCCAGACAUAACUACAAAAAAAAAAAAAAAACAACAUCAAACAUCAAAAAACAACAACAACAACUACAACAUAUUCUGAUAGACCAAAGUCUGCUGUGUGCUACAGUUAUCAAAAAGCACCUUCAUGUGAUUAUAUGUAUAUUUCUUAUUGUAUUCGUAUAUAUUUGUAAAUUUAUUUUAUGACAUUUUAGAUAAACGUUAUUUUUAUGAUA